Molecule: messenger RNA, 744 nt
Organism: Belonocnema kinseyi
Lineage: Eukaryota; Metazoa; Arthropoda; Insecta; Hymenoptera; Cynipidae
Product: neurexin-3-like
Exons: 3
Coding region: 1-744 (247 amino acids)
Source: RefSeq, a predicted model, not a curated record
AUGUCUUCACGCGAUCUAGGGGUGAUACUAUUCCUGAUCCCGCUCUUGGGUCAGGCGUUAGCCUUUGUUUUGGAAGGUUCCGCCACCAGCUAUGCGCAGUUUCGAAAGUGGAACACCGCCUUAAAUGGAACCCUGGAGUUUGAAUUCAAGACUGAACAGGGCAAUGGACUCCUGCUCUAUACAGAUGAUGGAGGUACCUAUGACUUCUUUGAGGUAAAGCUAGUUGAAAGCGCCCUGAGGCUGAGGUAUAAUUUGGGAGGCGGUGCUCAGAUCGUGACAGUAGGUAGGGACUUAGGGGAUAGUCACUGGCACAAGGUGCAGAUCAACAGGAACAAUGAAAAUACGACUCUUAAUGUUGAUGGAGUUGCUGCAACUUCCACAUCCAGGGGCAAGGAGUUCGAGUUUGGAAAACUUAGUGGAAAUUCAGAUGUGUACAUCGGAGGAAUGCCGAGUUGGUACAACAGCAAGCUCACGCUUUUGGCAUUACCGAGUGUUAUUUUUGAACCUCGGUUCAAGGGAAUUAUCAGGAACCUGGUGUACGCUGACGGGAACAACUUCAUACCCAGGAGGCAGGAGAUGAAGAGCCGAGAUGCUAAGUGUGGAGGAUUUCCUUGCGUCGAGAGUAUGAACCAACGCAAAGCACCUAGGGUUAAGAACGAAAUGCGAUCUGACCGAGUCAAACCCAACCCGGAUUCGGAUUCAGCGACCCCAAGAACGUAUAGAAAUGUUAAUCUCGACUGGUGA